UGGCUAAAAAAAAGAAAAGAGCAUGGAAAGAGUCAUGGCCAAGAAAAGAGAGAGGAGGGGAGCGGAAGCCGGGAAGACUGAGCGGAGGAGCGACUGGUAGCUAAUUUGGGCGCGUGAAGCUCUCCCGGCCUCUCACCGUCGUCCACCCCCCGUACGUGGUGCAGCCAGCAUGUGUAUAUGUAUCUAUAUAUAUAAAGCCCACCUCCUUCAUCCUCACAACGCAAUACAAUCUCUUCUCUCCUCCUGCCAGCUUACAAGCCAACCAACGCAGCGCAAUGGCGGCGGUGCAGCAGUACACGGUGGCGCUCUUCCUCGCCGUCGCCGUCGCCCUCGUGGCGGGGCCGGCCGUCUCCUACGCCGCCUACGCCCCCGGCGCCCCGGCCACCCCCGCCGCCCCAGGGACCCAGCCCAAGGCGACGACUCCGGAGCAGAAGCUGAUGGAGGAUAUCAACAACGGCUUCAAGGCGGCCGUGGCGGCCGCAGCCGCCGUCCCUCCGGCCGACAAGUACAAGACGUUCGAGGCCACCUUCAGCGCGGCCUCUAACAAGGCUUUCGCAGAUGUCCUCAAGGCCGCCGCCUCCGGCCAGAUGCCCGCCCAGUCAGCCUCCAUGGCCUCACUCUCCAAGAGCCUCGAAGCCUCCUACAAGCUCGCCUACGACAAAGCCCAGGGCGCCACCCCCGAGACCAAGUACGACACCUACGUCGCCAGUCUCACCGAGUCGCUCCGCGUCAUCUCCGGCGCCUUCGAGGUCCACUCCGUCAAGCCCGCCGCCGAGGAGGUCAAGGGGAUCCCCGCCCCCCAGCUCAAGACCAUCGACCAGAUCGACGCCGCCUACAGGACCGCCGCCACCGCCGCCGACGCUGCCCCGGUCAACGACAAGUUCACCGUCUUCGAGUCCGCCUUCAACAAGGCCAUCAAGGAGACCACGGGCGGCGCAUACGACAACUACAAGUUCGUCCCCGCCCUUGAGUCCGCCGUCAAGCAGGCCUACGCCGCCACCGUCGCCUCCGCGCCCGAGGUAAAGUACGCCGUCUUUCAGGCCGCCCUGAGCAAGGCCAUCAAUGCCAUGGUUGAAGCCGAGAAGGAUGCCAGCGCCGCCACUGCCGGUGGCUACAAAGCCUGAGCUCGCCAACAACACACAUCCAUCACGCACACAUACUAUGCUGUGUAUGUAUGUAGUACGUACGUGUGUGGCCUUGGCGGCCAGGGAUUUUCCUGAUGCUUCCUUCUUGGUUUUCGUUUCAUGCAUGCAGCCGCGAUCGACCGUGUGUGCAUGUGCCUGUAAUAAUAACAAAAUCUUUGUAAUCUUUUUCUAUGAAUUUGUAAUCCCCAUGACAAGCGGGAUCAAAUCCGCAUAUUGUAUAGGGCAGUGAUCUGCGCCGGUGCGCCGGCCCAACUGUUAGGCGAGUCGUAUCUGAAACGUUAGUUUGUCUUUUGCACACCGUCAGAUCAGCCUUUGAAUCGUUUUUUUUCUCAAUAGAAAAUCGUGUCCAAUUCAAAACAACUAUUUCGUGCUGGACACCCCGCCAUGGACUCUCCGAGGGCUGACCUUGAAGCAUCACCAGCUCGCCGCCGGUCGCCGUCCUUGCUGCCGGCCGCCGUCCAUCUUAGUCGUCGCCGUCGUAGCACCGCCAUGCCGUGGCUGCAGCUCCUGGUGUCGCCGGGAGCCACCAUGCCAUGGUUGAAGCCUUUUUCACACAACGGUUGAAGCUUUUUUCAUGCAUAGUUCCUGCUUUUGCACUUGCGUCAUGGCCGGUCCCAAAUUCCAUCACCUUUGAUGGGGUAGUAGCAAAAAUAAAAGACGGUGGUAGCAAAAUACAAAGACCAUUGUAGCAAAACUUAAAGUGGUUCCAGCAAAAAUAAGAUGGAUCCAACAAAAAUUC
Messenger RNA from Triticum urartu, 1884 nucleotides. Lineage: Eukaryota; Viridiplantae; Streptophyta; Magnoliopsida; Poales; Poaceae. The record is from RefSeq and is a predicted model, not a curated record.